This is a messenger RNA of Musa acuminata AAA Group (dessert banana), 2464 nucleotides long. Its product is annotated as transmembrane E3 ubiquitin-protein ligase FLY2-like. Gene Ontology annotation, molecular function: zinc ion binding. The record is from RefSeq and is a predicted model, not a curated record. NCBI's taxonomy places the organism in Eukaryota, Viridiplantae, Streptophyta, Magnoliopsida, Zingiberales, Musaceae. Bases 411 to 2117 code for a protein of 568 amino acids. The transcript is spliced from 14 exons.
UCGCAUUUGAUCCGAAUCCCCCCAUUCCCAAAACGACGGGGGGUCCUCUCCGACGGCGAAUCCCUGCUGACGCGAAGCGAGAAUUUUCUCCACGCUUCUUCUCCUCCUCCUUCAGCUUCUUUAAUCUCUCUUUCCGUCGCUUUCUCGAAUUAAACUAGGAUCGCUGGCGGUAUCUGGCUCGACGGUGCCUCGUCCAUGGGCGGAGUCGUUGGUGGGGUUUCCGCAUCAGUUCGUUGCGGCCUCCCUUUCUCCUUUCUCCCCCCUCCUACUCCUCGCGGUUGGUGAUGGUUGACUCCGUCCGAAGCAAUCCGCCCCUUUCUUGCCGAUUUUAAUCGCGAGGUUCGGGCGUAACUUGCAAGCUUUGGGCUUUGGGUCGUUCCGUCUUGCCUUCAGGGUUGCGUUCUGAGGCAAUGGGUGGGAGUCGGAGAGACAAGUGGUUUCUUGGGAGUACGGCGGCGGCGGCUGUGGUGGUGGUGCUUUUUGGUCUGGUUCCACCUUUGGUGGCUCUAAGGCCCCUCAGGGAGAGGGACUCUGCAGCUGGUGGGGGUUCUUGGGGUGAUGAGCGACUUUUUCUUAGAAGCUACGAAAGUGACUUGAGUCCUUAUUCUGCAUGGAACAUAACAGGAACAUAUAAAGGAAGAUGGAACUUUGUAGAGACCACAAAUGGAUCCUCUAGGCUUUUUGAUUUUGGGAAUUCUAAUGGUGAAUCAGUUUUGGAGUUGGUGAGUACUUCGACAAAGAUAAGUGGUGUACACUAUGUUCAGGGAGCAGUCACUUUUCAUGACGUGUUUGACAGCAUGCAUGAUCAUGUAUUUUCCAAACUGAGAUUAGAAGGAGUAUAUAUUUGGCCCUUCAGGCAGCUUCGAAUGGUAGCCAGUAGUGGAGGAGAUGGCAAGGCACUUCAAGAAGAAGAUUACUUUUUGUCCAAUCCAUAUCACUUGCUUGGUGUGUUUUCUUCUCAAGUACUUCAAGAAUCUCACCAAGAUAAAAUCUGGAGGAGAAAAUCUUUAAAUUAUGAUGUGGAGAAACAUUGUAAUAUAGAAAUAGCUGCUCAAGUUUCCCGCACAUCUGGCCAACAUGUACAUGGAGAUCAUGAACGUUAUCAUCUGGAGGGCUUAUUGGAGAGUCCAAAGGUCGAUGAUGAUGGGGAGUGCUUUUCCCCCAUUUUGUUGAAUGCUACCUCAUUGAACACUGAGGUCUACUACAAUAAAGCCGUUAAUUAUACACUGAUGGUCACCUUUGUCUCUUUCCUUCAAGUUCUGCUGCUAAUUAGACAAAUGGAGCAUAGCAAUACCCAGUCUGGUGCUGCCAAGGUUUCUGUCAUAAUGAUUGGACAACAAGCUAUCAUGGAUGCGUAUUUCUGUCUUUUACAUUUGACAGCAGGAAUCUUAGUUGAGUCCCUUUUCAAUGCUUUUGCAACAGCAGCAUUCUUCAAAUUUGUUGUUUUCUCCAUUUUUGAGAUGAGAUAUCUUCUUGCCAUUUGGAAGGCAAGUAGACCUAUGAAUAAUGGAGAAGGUUGGGAGACUAUGAGGCGUGAACUGUCAGUUCUAUAUAGCCGCUUUUAUGGCAUUCUUUUGGGAGGCAUUCUAUUGAUGUAUGAGCUGCACAAUUUACUACGCCCCAUUCUUUUUGCUAUGUAUUCUUUUUGGAUACCCCAAAUAAUCACUAAUGUCAUUCGGGAUACAAGGAAACCCCUGCACCCUCAUUAUAUAAUAGGCAUGACUCUCACUCGGGCUGCAAUUCCGUUAUAUGUAUUCGGUUGCCCAAGCAACUUUUUGCGCAUACAGGUUGAUAGAAGUUGGUGCAUAUUUUUGGGAUUAUUUAUGGGAUUGCAAGCAUUGAUUCUUCUGCUUCAGUAUUUUCUUGGAUCUCGGUGGUUUAUUCCUCGUCAGAUCCUACCAGAGAAAUAUUGCUACUACCGGAAGCUCGAGAACGAUACUAAUCAGAUUGCUGAUUGUGUUAUUUGCAUGACUGGUAUUGACCUCCUCACACAACAACGAUCCAAUGACUACAUGGUGACACCAUGUGAUCAUUUCUUCCAUACUGGAUGCUUACAGAGAUGGAUGGAUAUUAAAAUGGAAUGCCCAACUUGCCGGCGUUCCCUGCCACCAGCAUAGCGACUAACUACGUGCAGGAUAAUAGCACUUGGCUCGAUAUGUAAGCAUGAUGGGCUUUGGCAUUUCUUAAUUACUUGUCCUUAUGGCAUCAGGAACGAUCGUAGGAUAGCUUUCAAAGGAAAGAAAAUGAAGAUAGAAAUUGAUAGCAACACAUGAGAGACUUGUAUUUUCCAUGCAUUGUAUAUUAUAAUGUUGUAUCAUCUUAGGCUGCCGGCAGAGUUGCCUGUGAUUAUGAAAGGGAAGUCAAUAUAGAAGCACAGCAUGUAAAAAAAGUGUCAAGGCGGGGUUUAAUGGGAACGAUUAUUUUCUUUUACCACGAUGUUAAAGUUAGUACAUAGUGUUUGAAA